UUGCUCUUUUUUUUUUUGGUAUUUUGAGUGCGAUCGACGGAUUAGUGUGGCAGACGAUGAAGUUUUCCGAUAUAAGCUGGUGAUUUCCCGGCAUUAUUCCAUUAGCAGCGCAAUUGUGACAACGGAAAGGUGGCGACUUAAACAUGGCGGAAAACGUGGCAAACCGCACCGUACGGGAAGUGCAGCAAAAUUUUGCUGAGUCGCUCGGUUACGCAGAGGAGGUAAUCUGGGAUCUGUUGUCCCAUGAACAAUCUCAUAUCCUGAGGAGAAAAAUCGUUGAACUGAUUCGUGAUUCUCCGCCACCGCAAACUGCACCGGAAAGUAAUGCAGAUAGGAAAAUCCGGUUGAAGCAAAACGCAAAUAAUGAGCGGGCUCGUGAGAUCAUUUUCAAUGCCGUUUGGGAGCAACGAAAGUACACGAGCCGUCAAUCGCUAACGGCGAUCAUAUACGUAAUGGUGGUAGCUGACGAAUCGGAUGUUAAUCGCGCCGAGGACUGCACAGAUUUCAGUGUGCACCCAGUUUUUAGGGCCCGUCGAUGCGUCGCUGACAGCCAUGGCACCAGCAGUAAUAGUGCGAAUUGCUGCAAUCUAUUUGUAGACGAGUUAGGUCGGGUCUACCAAAACUGGGAACAGUAUGUGGCCAAAAACGAGUUGCCCGCCGGAGUGAUGGUGGCUCCAGAGAAGGGAGUUUACCGACUGGUUAGGGAUCAAGUACGUCUGGAUAAGUACAUAACACCGGCGGGCACCACCACGAGCAUGGUGCUUGGCUACAUGGAUACUGGGUCGGCAAUUGGAGGACUUGGUGCUGCCUGUGUGCCUAUAGCUGCCCUGCUAACGCUGCCCGUAUCCGCUCCGGUGAUGGCCAUAGCGGGAGUGGUAGGUUUGGUCAGUGCUGGAUACGCUACAACGCGCUCAGGCAGCAGGUUAGUCGAUCGCAGCCAACACGAGCAGUCUAUCAAUGUGACGAACCGUGAGGCUCGUGGCCAUUGGCUGGGCGUGGCUUCUGGCACUGUAGGAUUGGGGGCGGCUGGCGCCACCACAGUCUUGACAACGGCCACAAAUGCCGGACGCGAGGUGGGAGCGAUCACCCAACUGACUGUGAAUGGCAUGAACAUAUCCUCGAUCGUGGUCUCGGGCACUGGAGUGGCCAACGGUGUGCUGGAUCUAAUAUUGAAAGCUAAAGAUGGUGACGACAUUACUGGGAUGGAUGUUCUGCAACUUUCCGCAUCGUUGGUGCUGCUCACGCACAGUGUCUACAACUUCAAAUUGGCUUCUACCAUCAUUAAUGAGACAAGCAAUGCUAAUAUUGCCGACUAUCGUAAAAAUCUUUCCAAUAGGCAGAGACGAGCCUUCGACAAGGCUUCCAAGGAGACUGUUCGGAUGCAGGGCAACACUCGCGGCAAGCUGGACAUUAUACGCAAUGUAAACGAAAUGUCGCCCCAGGAGUUUAAUGAUCUUUUUAAGAUCAACAAAAACUUGAAUAGGGAGGGCGUGCGAUACUCAUUUGCACCCGAAGGCAAAGGAUUUUUGCUAAAUGGCGAGGUGCAGACGACGGGAGCGGAACUGCGAGCCAGUGUACAGCAUAGCCAAGGAAAUGUUCUAGGCCAAGUUAGUAAGCCCAUUCCCGCUAGCCAUGCGGGGUCAGGUCGCCUGCAACUGGAAGGCGUUAAUCAGGUUUCCCGACUAAUCGGACCGCUGCCCACAUCCCAUCCCCGCCAGGAACCAAGUACUUAUGCCGCCGGCGUGUUCAUCUUAAAGCUGAGCUCCGUAAUAGUGAGUGGUGUUAUUUUCGUACUGGAGGAAUACGGAGAAAUCAUCUUUGAGCAUGUGAUCAAUGCUGAAAGUUUUGAGAAUCUAAUCAACGGCAUGGCCGAAAACCUUAACCCAGCAGUCUUUGACUAUGUUAUGAAACUGACCAGAACCUUCAUGGACACCACGCUGGAAGAGCUGACCUCGGUGCUAAAGUUCUAUAUAUCAACGGAGUCCGUUCUGUAUCGAAUUUUGUUGCAGGUUGUGCACAAGUACGGGAAUAUGUCAUAUUCUGAAAUUGUGGAUCACACAACUAAUAUCAUAAAUGCCGUCAGGAAGUACUUCCUAUCCCUGAACCCAAAUGAGUUCCCGGCUCUUCUUCAAAAGUGUCGAAAUUGUGUCGGCUACUUCAGCAUGUGUCCUUUGUAAGUGUUUAAAUUGGCACUUCAGCUUGUGAUAAA
Drosophila erecta is the source of this 2209-nucleotide messenger RNA. RefSeq lists its product as uncharacterized. The coding region runs from base 144 to 2177 and encodes 677 amino acids. The transcript is spliced from 7 exons. The record is from RefSeq and is a predicted model, not a curated record. NCBI's taxonomy places the organism in Eukaryota, Metazoa, Arthropoda, Insecta, Diptera, Drosophilidae.